GUGAGUAGUAUCUGUCUCAUGGUUUGUUGUCAUGUGAUUUUGGUCUAAUUUUAUUAAAAGCGCGUUCUGGGAUUCUGGAAUCUUCGUGGGCCUUGGGGAGGGGACGGACCCUGUGGUUUCGGAAUACUUUGGACAAUUACGUGCGUAUUAUCUCGCGAUUCGGCCCAAGACUCGGAGCUUUCAGUCCUUCGGAGAGAGAUCUCCAUCUCUCAAAGAAUUUAGGUGGUUGUUAUAGAAGAAAAUGGAUAUUGAUGAAGUCUUGUGUGAUGUGCGAAUCAUAAACCUCCCUUCAAGGAGUGCAAUAUAUGUGUGGGGCUAUAACCAGAGUGGGCAGACAGCAAGGAAGGGUAAGGAGUGCCAUUUGAGAAUUCCGAAGAGUCUUCCAUCCAAGCUUUUCAAGGGUACGGGAGGAGAGAACCUGCGAUGGUUGGAUGUUGCAUGUGGCCAGGAACAUACUGCAGCAGUAGCCUCUGAUGGGUCACUAUUUACAUGGGGCUCAAAUGAAUUUGGUCAGUUAGGGGAUGGAACUGAGGAGAGUAGAAAGCACCCCAAAAAGGUUAAGUUAUUGCAGACAGAGUUUGUGAAAUCUGUAUCCUGUGGAGCACAUUGUACAGCUGCUAUUGCAGAACCGCGGGAGAAUGAUGGCACAAGUUCUAAUCGUAGACUUUGGGUUUGGGGACAAAAUCAGGGGUCAAACUAUCCACGUAUAUUUUGGGGAGCCUUUACUCCAAACACAAUAAUACGCCAAGUUUCUUGUGGGUCAGUUCACGUAGUGGCUCUAUCUGAGGAUGGUCUUCUGCAAGCAUGGGGCUACAAUGAGUAUGGUCAGCUUGGCAGAGGCUUUACUUCUGAAGGACUACAAGGAGCUCGUGUAUUGAAUGCAUAUGCGAGAUUCCUCGAUGAAGCCCCCGAGCUUUUGAAGAUCACACAAGUGUCAUGCGGGGAGUACCAUACAGCAGCAAUAUCAGAAAAUGGCGAGGUGUAUACUUGGGGGCUAGGAAGUAUGGGACAACUUGGGCAUUGCUCUCUUCUGUCCGGGGAUAAAGAGCUGCUUCCAAGGCGAGUGGUCGCCCUAGAUGGAAUAUUUGUUAAAGAUGUUGCCUGCGGUGGUGUACAUACAUGUGCUGUAACCUCAAAAGGUGCCCUUUAUGCUUGGGGUGGUGGGCAAGCCGGGCAGUUAGGGCUCGGCCCCCAUAAUGAUUUGUUUUCUUGCAUUGCUAAUGCAUCUGAUAUGUUACUAAGAAAUAUUCCGGUGUCGGUUAUUCCUAAUGGAGUGCAACUCAUUACUUGUGGUCAUUCUCACACACUUAUUUCUAUGAGAGAUGGAAGGAUAUAUGGAUUUGGUUACAACAGUUAUGGUCAGGCAGCUAAUGCUAAAUCUACAUAUGCCUGGUUCCCUUCACCUGUUGAUUGGUGUGUGGGAAAGGUUACGAGACUGGCAGCUGGUGGUGGUCAUUCAGCUGUUCUAACUGAUGCCUGCUCUCUGAAAGAAUUGUGUGAGUUCAGGCUUGCAGAGAAUGUGAAUCUAUCGAAUUCUUAUAUAAUUGAGGAUGUUGCAUCUCGAAUUGGUGCAGAUGCCCUGGCACGGCUGUGUGAAAGAUUGAGGGAGCAUUCGUUUGUGCAAGGCAAUUGUCACUGUGAAGAAAAAGAGGACAGCAAUGAAGGCUAAGAUGAAAGCCUGUGAAGUUAACUCUCCUUUGUGUUAUGUAAUAUUUGUCUUAUUCAAAGAGCAUAGCGUCUUGCGUAAAAUCAGAAAAAGAAAAAGAAAAGCAUAAGCCAAGUAUGAACAGUCAUAAUUUAUUAUCUUGUCAAACUGAACCAUGAAAGGUUACCUAUGUAAAAUUUAUUUGAGAAAAACAACAUUCAUAGGUUGCAAGAGCACCUGUCUGGUUUAUGAAGCAGCUAUUAUUACC
Molecule: messenger RNA, 1913 nt
Organism: Phoenix dactylifera (date palm)
Lineage: Eukaryota; Viridiplantae; Streptophyta; Magnoliopsida; Arecales; Arecaceae
Product: Regulator of chromosome condensation (RCC1) family protein
Source: RefSeq, a predicted model, not a curated record